AAGCAAACAAUCGGUGCCUUAUAGGCAUUGUGUUGCGAAAGGCCCCAACAUAAAGUCGUCAGGAACUCUCUACGUGUACCUCCACAGGUACGCGUGCGUAGGUAUGUAAUUGGCGGGGUUCAUGGUACCAAUGUAGGUACGCAGGUAGUGGUCCCUUCCAAUUGUUCCAGUUGAGGCUGUAAACCGGAAGCUUCCAACGUUAAGCUUCACCUAUCACCUAUCAAUUAUCAGUUAUCAAACCCAAAUCCCCCACCGUUGUGCAUCAGGCGGGUGUUGUUAUGACUUCUAACUUUAAGAAAUUGCGCCACUUACCUUUAAUCAUUCAUUUGGUCAUCCUCUAACAGAAGGUAGCUGCAUUUGUUGAGGUCGACUUAUCUGUGAUGACAUGGCUAUGGCGAAGCCUGCGAGCUCCGAAGGGGCGCUUCGAGUGAGCAGAAGCUACAUGGAGACUGGUCGCAAGAGGCACCGAAUUCCAAGCUCAGUACAAAUCCCCUUCGAGAGUUCCCUGCACCUCGGCGUAAUCAACCAAGAUCACGAUAUGGAUAUUGAACCUCCUGACGAUGACGACGACGACGACGAUGACGACGAUAAUGAUACCACCAUUUCUGACGGAAGUGACCAAGAGGAUGAUGCCUUGUUGGAAGAUGCCGCGUUCUUAUUUGAUGAGGCUCCCGAAAUUAAUGAUGGAGCAGUGAUAGUAGAUAUGAUGACACCACAAGGACUCCUAGCUGCUGGAUUCUUUGAUGAUGGUAUGGAACUUGCCGAUCCUGAUGAUGAAUCAGAUGAGUCAGAUGACCAAGACGAGGCCGAUGAUACGGUGGAGGGAGAAGGCCUGCCGCAAGUUGCGCCGUGGAGGAUGAAUCUCACGGCGUUAUCGCAGGUCUACAAUAUUUACAUGGUAGCAUACACUGACAAGAUCUAUGUCUCUCGGCCCCGUAGCUGCGUUACCAAUGCCCUGCCUGCUGAGCCUGAUCUUAUUUUGCAACCCAAAGCAAGUACGAUGGGCAUUGAUGUUGGUGGCUACUUAGACGAGAACUUUCCGCAUCAGGUUAAUCAUCUGAUCGUUGGCGCCUUCGGGAAUGAGGAAAUUCUACUGCUUGCCUACGAUGACGGCGACGUUAUAGGCUACUACACCCAUCACAUCGAGAACGAGCUUCUACGCCGUGAGAGGGAAGGUCGGAACCAUAAAUCUGUUCCUACCCCCUUCUUCCACGAAAACGUUGAGAAAAGCGCCUGGGGAUUAGCAAUCCACAAGCAAUCUCGCAUCAUCGCUGCCAGUUCCAACACCCACAAUGUCUCCGUCUUCAUCUUCGCCUUGACCGGUCAUCCAUACCGACAUACGCCUGAGGUUGACGAGCUCGAACUCUUCAGAAAUGUUGUUAAAGACGAGCAUGGCAAAUUUGUGGAUCCAAAGACGGGCUCAUCACAGGCCUCCGAUGCUACUAAGCACGGUUCAAAUGAUUCCAAGAUUGCUGCACUGGAAAGUGCAGUCCGACGUCGAGAUGCUAAUUGGCGUAUUGUCUUGGAAACUGGUCGCAUGGGCGCCAACAUUCCCAAUAUUGCUUUCAGCAGCGACGCCGAUGGAGAGGCAGACAAGGUUGUGGCGGUAGACAUUAACGGAAGACUUUGGUUGAUGGAUAUCUGGAAUUUUGACCAACGCCCCUACGUCAAAAUUGAUGGUCUUCACCCAGGCCAGCCUCGUCUAAGGCACCAAGGAAUUACCCUCCAUUCGCACAAACCUAGGGGUUGGGGUGUACUCGUAUUACCUGAAAGUAGUUUUCUUCCGAUGAAGAAUAAAGAGGAUGCGAUUGGUAUGUCAUUGGACGAUGCCAGAUACGUAUCGAACGACAGGGUCGGCAAUUGGAUAGAUAUCAGCCCGGGCAUUAAGAAUGUAGAAAAUAAUUCCCGGGUGCAUCCGUGGGUGAGAUGGGGACAUCAUACGCAAUUCGCCUUCAACCCUCUAGAGCCUAGAAGGGCGCAGUUAGAGGCACCAUGGUUUGAUUUCGAUGGCCCCAAGUCGGCUUCUUCGGUGAAGGACCACGAUGAAGAUAGGAUGUCACGUCGCGAACGCGAAUCUCGCCCGGGUUAUAAAAACCAACCGAAACGUAAGACCGUCUUGGCAGAUGGAAGCAGUAUCAUGCGCACGUACGAAAUGGAUAUCGAACUUCGCAGCUUUGAGCAAGACGGUAGAGGCAUCAUGUUCGAAAAGGUCAUUGAUCAAAUGCGGCCUUCACAGGCAGUAUUACCUUUGAUGAGAGUGGCACAUGAGCGUCUAGCAAACCUCAUUCAUGUCCCUGAGUUGUCGUUGGUGGUAGCUGCCUCAUUAUGCGGAAGGGUAGCGCUGGUCACCUUAACGCGCCCAGAGGAAAAGGGCCUCUCUUUCAAACGAGCAUUCAGGGUUGAGGCUAUUUUACCCACCGCACUGGACGAAGAUAAAGGGAGGCGACCCAUAUGCCCCUUGCUGGGCGUGGCUGUCGGACCUGUUCCAUUUUCCGGAAGCCCUGAACUAGCAGACAGGCCUAUUAACGCAAGGCCGUACCGUAUCAUGCUUCAUUUCUACGAUCUUAGCAUACUGAGUUAUGACCUGUCCCGGAGUUCAGCGACGGAUUCUCUCUCUAUUAGCUGAAGAUAUCAUUUCCCUUCUUCCCUAGACUAUGCUGUCAUGAUACCCAGGGGCUUUUGCAAACUACUUUCAGAUUGAGGCUGGUAGGCGUUUGGGUUGCAUGAGAAUGACGGAUGGUGGACGAGGCUCACUUAAUCAUCCGGCAGCCCGUCCCGGUAAGGCGUUAGGUGAAACAUGAAUGGAAAUAAUGGCACGAAUAAAAACAAGUCUCUGGGUCAAUUCCUUUUAGGUAUCUAGGUACUGGGUACUGAGCAGCCAGGCUUGAUAUGUAGGUACGCGAUACGAAAUACAGUGGCGGCUGACCCGUGGGGAAAUCAGAUCGCCGCAGCAAGGAUGUUUUCUUCUAGAAGAAUUCUCCACGGCAAGGAUGAUGAGGAUACAUACAGGUAAUAUGCCAGGAACAUGAAUUUGGACCUGCGCUCUCUCUGUUCGGGCAGCCACUCUUACGCAUUAAUAAUAAAAGACAUGAUGAAUAAUGAGCUAAGCUUUACCCAUGAUGCCUAUUUCAUACUGAGUAGGUAGGUGCCGAUGCUUCGGAUAUUCAGGAGUACGUUCAAUAAGUUGAGCCACUCAUAUGAACCAUUGAAUUGGAAGCUCCAUACCUACGUUAAGAAGUUACUGAAGUUGAACAUUUACAAAUAAUUCCCAUUCCCUUGACGACUUACGCUUAGGAGUAGUUAGAUG
Molecule: messenger RNA, 3307 nt
Organism: Annulohypoxylon truncatum
Lineage: Eukaryota; Fungi; Ascomycota; Sordariomycetes; Xylariales; Hypoxylaceae
Exons: 3
Source: RefSeq, a predicted model, not a curated record